Molecule: messenger RNA, 978 nt
Organism: Merops nubicus (carmine bee-eater)
Lineage: Eukaryota; Metazoa; Chordata; Aves; Coraciiformes; Meropidae
Product: tumor necrosis factor receptor superfamily member 10B-like
Exons: 8
Biological process (GO): TRAIL-activated apoptotic signaling pathway; apoptotic process; positive regulation of apoptotic process
Cellular component (GO): plasma membrane; cell surface
Molecular function (GO): protein binding; transmembrane signaling receptor activity
Source: RefSeq, a predicted model, not a curated record
GUCACGCUGCUGCUGAGGCUCGGGACGGGAGCAGAGCAGCACUGCGGGCAGGGCACCUACUUGCACGAAGGUCUCUGCUGCAUCUCUUGCCCAGCAGGUACCUACGUCGCCGAGCACUGCAGUGCUCCCCACUCGAGAGGAAGAUGUGUCCCGUGCAUAGAGGGGGAGACUUACACUGGCCAUGAGAACGGCUUGNNAGGAUGCUUGCCCUGCAGGCAGUGCAAAGAUGAUCAGGUAACUCUGAGAUCCUGUACGCUGGUGCGUGACACUGAGUGCCAAUGCAGAGAGGGGUAUUUCUGCCCUGCUGAGGGCUGUGAAAUCUGCCAGAGAUGCAGUACAAUGUGUCCAGAAGGGAAAGAAAUUGUGCACAAUUGCAAUGCUACCAUGGACCUUGGAUGUGGCUCACCUGAUCAAGGUCUGGGCAGUACUAAAGGCCUCAUUUCACCUGAAGCGGAGACACCUGCAACUAACUCAGAAACCCCAGAAGAUGAGAACUCUGGUGAGAGCCCAGAGGACCAAGAACAAACCAACGUUAACUCCGAAGGGGAAGACAAACUGCCAGAGGAAAACAGCUUUGUAUCUCCAGGAAGCUUUCAGCUUGUGCCUUCCGAGUGGGGCACCAUCCUGCGCAAGGUACGAGAUCGAAGGUAUCGAAUAAUUGUUAAAGAUCUCUCUCAGAAAGAACUGAGAUAUAGCUUUUGGACCUUUAUAAAAGAAGUACCACCCAGAAAAUGGAGGCAGCUGAUGAGAACUCAUCUGCUUGAAAACGAUCUUGCUAAAAUUAUUCAAGACUUUCCUAAUGAUACAGAAGAGCAAUCUUAUCAGAUGCUUCUCACCUGGAAAAACACACUGGGAGAGAAACAAACUAUUAUUAAGCUACUGGAUGAGUUACAGUCUCUAGACAGCAAGGCUUAUGAUAAUGUAUUGAACAUUUUAAAAAGUAGUAACAUUAUAAGUAAAUUAGAAGCUACCGAUUAA